UUUUAAAUUUUAAUAUAUACUUUAAAAUGUAAUAUUGGUUUCUUGCUAUUCCACUUGUUUUGCUUUGACUCUGUGGAGCACUUUGUAAACAUUGUUUUUAAAGGUGCUAUAUAAAUAAAGUUAUUAUAAUUAGCUUAAACAUGCUCGUUGCUAACUCUUCUCUUUCUGCCUCUCAGGAAAAAACGUUCCAGUGUCACCGCACCUGGGACCUUAAGAAGAUUAAUUAAUAUUUGUACACAGGUCCACAUCCGCCUCCCCAUGCAGAACUCCGUGAAAUGAAUAAAGCACCACAGCCUAUAACAGGACCCCCCUCCAUCCCCCACCCUGCCCCCUCCCCCGGCCUGUCACAGCCCUCAUUCUCCCCCGGGCCGCCCCCUUCUGUCGCGUUUGCCACCCCACCGCCUCCACAAAUGAACCCAGCACCUCAACCCCGACAGUUUGCCCCAGGGCCCCGACCUAUGCACCAACAGGGAAGCUUCAGGUCGCUACAGCCCUAUUACACCAACAGGGCCAGCCUGCCGCCCAGCAGCGGGCCUCGGGGUGUCCCUCCCAACAGCGACCCCCGGCCCGUGACGCCCACCCACGUCUACCAGCCGGGCCCCGGCUCUCAGAUGAUGAUGAUCCCCGGGCAACAGUUGCCCUUCCCAAGCUCGCCGCAGGGCCCCGCCUACUUCAUCCCGGGACAGUACCGGUCAGCAACCUACGUGUCCACACCUCAGCAGUACCCUGUCCCGACGGGCACCCCCGGCUUCUACCCAGGAACCAACACCGCUGAAUAUGGUACUUAUGCAGGGGCCUACUACCCCGCCCAGACCCAGUUCACCCCCUCGGUGCAGGCGGCGCCCGUCAUGAACCCGGCCCCCCAACAGCAGCCGCAACCUCCACCGCAGCCCCCCCAACACAUCUCCACCAAACGGGAACGCAAACAGAUCAGAAUAAGAGACCCGAACCAAGGAGGACGAGACAUCACAGAGGAGAUUAUGUCCGGGGGCCGCAGCGGCUCUACCCCCACCCCACCACAGACAGCCAUAUCAGAAAGUCCAACAUUGGUUCAGUCCAACGGUGAGAGCAUCACAGCUGCUGUCACAGUGGUCAGACCAGAUGACAGAGGGAAGCCUACGCCCCCUCCUCCGUCAAAGACCCCUGAACUUGCGACGGGCAGCCCCUCCCCCGCAAAGGCGCUCCCCUUCUACACGAACACUAAGCCCCGCGCGGCGCCUCUUCCGUCAGAAGCGGCGGGCGUCUCUCUCGACACUAUUCCCUCUCCGGCGCCCGUCGCAGACGUGAUGGACGCUCACAGGAAAGCCACCGUGACCCCCCAGUCGGCGCCCGAGGUGCCCGCCUACCCCGCACCUCUCCCCGGCCCGGUCCCCUCCGCCGCCGCGCACAAGAGAACCGCAGCCAAGAAGGAGGCGUUAAAAGAGGAGGCGGCUAACACGAAAGAGGCAGCAGCUGUCGCCUCUCUGGACACGCCCCCCCCCUCCUCCGCCGCCACAAACGGCGUCGCGGAGCCGGAAGGGCCGUCGGUCGCGGCGCCGUCUCGUCACACGGAGGCACCCCCGGAGUCUCCCAUCGCACAGCCGGAGGAGCUCCGCCUCCCCAACGGGCUGCCGCUGCCGGCCCCCCGAGACACCGAGGUGCCCGCCGCCGCCGGCUCGACGGAGCGCGACGACAGCCCCAUCGCCGAGCCGGACGUCGGCGAGGAGCGCGUCACGCAAACCGCCGUCUCCGUCUCUCAGGUGGCACCGAGAGAAGUCACUACACCUAAAGCCGUCACGCAGGUGGCACCUAAAGCCGCCAUGAAAGCGGCGCCUACAGCCGUCACCCAAGUGGCACCUAAAGCCGCCACGCAUAUGGCGCCAAAGCCCGUCAUUAAAGCGGCGCCUUCGCCCGCCACUCAGGUGACACCUACAGCCGUCACUCAGACGGCGGAAAAGGCCGUGAUUAAAGGGGCGCCUUCGCCCGCCACUCGAGUGACACCUACAGCCGCCACGCAGACGGCGGCAAAGCCUGUCAUUAAAGCGGCGCCUUCGCCCGCCACUCGAGUGACACCUACAGCCGCCACGCAGACGGCGGAAAAGCCCGUCAUUAAAGCGGCGCCUUCGCCCGCCACUCAGGUGACACCUACAGCCGUCACUCAGAUGGCGGAAAAGGCCGUGAUUAAAGGGGCGCCUUCGCCCGCCACUCGAGUGACACCUACAGCCGCCACGCAGACGGCGGCAAAGCCUGUCAUUAAAGCGGCGCCUUCGCCCGCCACUCAAGCGGUGACUAUAGCCGUCACUCCGGCAACGCCUGAGCCCGUCACUCAAGCGCCGCCCGCAGCCGCCUCUGAAGCGCCGCCUACGGCCGUCACUCAAGCAACAGCCGCCACUGAAGCAGCCGUCUCUCCGGCGCCGCCUACAGCCGCCACCGAAGAGCCGCCUACAGCCGCCGCUAAAGCGACGCCUACAACCGUCUCUCCUGCGCCGCCUACAGCUGCCACUGAAGAGCCGCCUACAGCUGCGACGCCUACAACCGUCUCUCCUGCGGCGCCUACAGCUGCCACUAAAGAGCCGCCUACAGCUGCGGCGCCUACAACCGUCUCUCCGGCGGCGCCUACAGCCACCACUGAAGAGCCGCCUACAGCCGCCACUAAAGAGCUGCCUACAGCUGCGGCGCCUACAACCGUCGCUCAGGCGGCGCCUCUAGCCGCAGUCGAAGCUGCGCCCGCCUCCGCUGAGCAGCCUGCGCCCGCCGUCCAGGAGGUUCCCGAGGCUCCGGUCGACCCGGCGGCGCCCGCCGAGCCCGAGGUCAAAGACGCGGUUCCUCCGGUCGCCCCGGACAUCAAAGAAGACGCCGCGGUGCCGGACGAGACCUCGGAGGAGACGCCAUCUCCCGCGGAGACGGUUUCCACGGCCGCCGUUGAGCCGGCGGCGGCGCCCGCUACCUCGUCUCCCGCGGCGGAGCAGAGGGAGGACACGCCUCCUCCCCCGGCGGUCACACCCGCCCUCGUAGAAGCUACUAUGCAAGCCGCCGUGUCGGUGCCAAAGAAAAAGAGGAAGAUGAAGGAUCUGAACAAAAAGGAGGUCGUGGGAGACCUCCUGGACGCCUUCAAAGAGGAGCAAGUGGUCUCUCCCCCGGAGCCCAAACCGGCCCCCGCGGCCCCAGAGACCAAGCCCCCCGCCGCCUCCCCUCCGGCCCCCGAGGAGGCCGACCUCACCUGGGAGGACAAGGAGGACAAGGAGGGCAAGCUGGCCGCCGAGAAGAAGUACCAGUACAAAGAAGAACAAUGGAAGCCGAUCAACUCCGAGGACAAGAAGCAUUACGACCGGGAGUUUCUCCUGGGCUUCCAGUACAGCUCAGCCAGCAUGAACAAGCCCGAGGGUCUGCCGGCCAUCAGCGACGUCGUCCUGGACCAGGCGAAUAAGACCCCUCUUCGAAAAAUGGACUUCAGUCGUCUACAAGCGAUGACCUGCGGCCCCGACUUCACGCCCUCCUUCGCCAACCUCGGCAGGCCUGGAAUGGGAAGCGGUGGAGGAGGCGGAGGCGGCGGAGGAGGAGGAGGAGGCAGUGGUGGCAGAGGCCCGCCCCCGGGCAUGGGCAUCGGCGGCCCGCGGCGCUCUCAGCAAAUGCCGCGCAAAGAGCUGCGCAAGUUCAUCACCACCAUGUCGCUGGGCGAGGACAUCCAGCUGAACAAGGCGGAGAAGGCCUGGAAGCCCUCGGCCAAGAAGGCCGUCCGCAGCCGCGCCGCCGAGGAGCCCGAGGACGGCGACUCGGAGAGCGCCAAGACCCAGGAGCUGUUCAAGCGCGUCCGCAGCAUCCUCAACAAGCUGACCCCGCAGAAGUUCCAGCAGCUCAUGAAGCAGGUGACGGAGCUCACCAUCGACACCGAGGAGCGGCUGAAGGGCGUCAUCGACCUCACCUUCGAGAAGGCCAUCUCCGAGCCCGACUUCUCGGUGGCCUACGCCAACCUGUGCCGCUGCCUCAUUGGGCUCAAAGUGGAGACCACGGAGAACCCGGAGACCACGGUGAACUUCCGGAAGCUGCUGCUCAACCGAUGCCAGAAGGAGUUCGAGAAGGACAAAGACGACGACGAGAUCUUUGAGCUGAAGCAGAAGGAGCUGGACGCCGCCUCCGUGCCGGAGGAGAAGCAGCGGCUUACCGUGGAGCUCCAGCAGGCGAAGGACGUCGCCCGGCGGCGGUCGCUCGGCAACAUCAAGUUCAUCGGCGAGCUGUUCAAGCUCAAGAUGCUGACGGAGGUCAUCAUGCACGACUGCAUCGUGAAGCUGCUCAAGAACCACGACGCCGAGUCCCUGGAGUGCCUCUGCAGGCUGCUGUCCACCAUCGGCAAGGACCUGGACUUCGAGAAGGCCAAGCCUCGUAUGGACCAGUACUUCAAUCAGAUGGAGAAGAUAAUCAAGGACAAGAAAACCUCGUCCAGGAUCCGCUUCAUGCUGCAGGACGUGAUCGACCAGCGGCGGAACAAAUGGGUGUCCCGGCGAGGCGACCAGGGCCCCAAGACCAUCGACCAGAUCCACAAAGACGCCGAGCAGGAGGAGCACAGGGAGCAGAUGAAGGUGCAGCAAGCCCUCACCUACAAGAAGGACCCGGGCCCCGGAGGCCGCAUGGGUGGAGGAGGAGGAGGAGGUCGCGGGGGCUCUCACAACCAAGGCCGGGGCGCUCCUGUCCAGGACGAGGGCUGGAACACGGUGCCCAUUUCCAAGACCCGACCCAUCGACACCUCUCGCCUUAGCAAAAUCACCAAGACUCCCGUUCUCGACUUCAACAACCAGUUGCUCGCCCCCGGCGGUAAAGGCACGUGGGGGAGCUGGGGGAAGGGCAGCAGCGGCGGCACCACGGCCAAACCGGUAGAAUCGGGCCCGGAGCCGGCCGGCCGGCCGGCCACCAGCACCAUAAACCGGUUCUCGGCCUUACAGCAGUCGGCGGCGUCCUCGGGCCCGGCGGCCCCGGAAUCGGACCGACGGGUUCCUCGGAGGAACAGCUCGAGUCGAGAGCGCGGCGGCGCCGAUCGCUUCGACCGCGACCGAAACCGCCUGCCGAUCACCAAGCGCAGCUUCAGCCGGGAGACCGAGGAGCGAGAGCAGCGCGGCUCGGCCGACCCCGUCCGCCGCGUGGCGAGCAUGACGGACGACCGAGGCAGCCGGGAGCGAGCCAGGAGCAAAGAGAACGUGAAGCGGGAGACGGCCGCGACCCCUCCUCCGCCCCCGACCCCCACCAAGCCCGCCUUGAGCGAGGAGGAGCUGAGCAAGAAGUCCACGGCCAUCAUCGAGGAGUACCUGCACAUCAACGACAUGAAGGAGGCGCUGCAGUGCGUGCAGGAGAUGAACAGCGCUCAGCUGCUCUUCGUGUUCGUGCGAAACGGGCUGGAGUCGACGCUGGAGCGCAGCACCAUCGUCAGGGAGCGCAUCGGGCUCCUGCUGCAGCAGCUCGUCAAGAGCAACGUCCUCCAGCGGCAGCAGUACUACACCGGGCUUCAGGAGAUCCUGGAGGUGGCUGAAGACAUGUCGAUAGACAUCCCCCACAUCUGGCUGUACCUGGCGGAGCAGAUCACCCCCAUGCUCCACGAGGGAGGCAUCCCCAUGGGAGACCUCUUCAGAGAGAUCUCAAAGCCGCUGGUCCCUCAGGGUCAGGCCGGAGUCCUGCUGGUCCAGAUCCUCACGCUGCUCUGCAAAGGAAUGAGUCACAAGAAGGCGGGCGCCAUGUGGAGGGAGGCCGGCCUCCGGUGGAAAGACUUCCUCCCCGAAGACAAGGACGUCAACAAGUUUGUGACGGAGCAGAGAGUUGAGUUCACGCUCGCUAACGACUCUGAGAAGGAGGAGGAGGGAGAGAGGAAGGAGCUGAGCCCCGCGGAGAUCAGCAAGCAGCUGGAGAGGCUGAUCCAGGAUCAGGCCGACGACCAGAGGCUCUUUGACUGGGUCGAGGCCAACCUGGACGAGCAGCAGUCGUCCUCCAGCGUGUUCGUCAGAUCUCUGAUGACGUGCGUCUGCCAGUCGGCCGUCGUCUGUGAGAACCCCAACAAGGUGGACGGCGAGCGGAUCAAGGAGCGCGCCAAGGUGCUGCACCGAUACCUGAAGGACGAGCAGCUGGAGCUGCAGGCGCUCUACGCGCUGCAGGCGCUGAUGGUGCAGCUGGAGCAGCCGGCCAAUCUGCUGCGCAUGUUCUUCGAUGCCCUCUACGACGAGGACGUGAUCAAGGAGGAGGCGUUCUACAAGUGGGAGACGAGCAAGGACCCGGCGGAGCAGCAGGGGAAGGGCGUGGCCCUGAAGUCUGUCACAGCCUUCUUCACCUGGCUGCGGGAGGCCGAGGACGAGUCCGACAACAGCUAAAGGGGGCGUGGCCUCGGACCGUCGGGGGCGGGGCCACGAGGAUCCUCGUUCUGUGGAGGAUUCGGGAAAACGCCUGAAUCGGCAAAAAAAAAAUUAAACUUCUGCAUAAACAGAAUAAAAGGAGAGAAAUCUUCAACUGGGAGAGAGAUCGUAUUUUGGAUCGAAUGUUCGAUCAUGUUUUUCUUUUUUUUUAUGGAUUUCUUGUUUUUUUUCGUGCGCAACUGAAUGUCUUUUUUGAAAUAACUAAAAACAGGUUUAAAUAGAGAGAAUAGAUACGGGAAAGAGAGAGAGAGAGAGAGAAUGCUGAGAAGCGUUACGAGCCACACGGGAGAUGUUUCCUUCAAUAUCUUUAUUUUAUUUUUAUGUUUAUCUCCCGUUUUCAGAUGGCAACACUAUCCGAGACACUUUGCUUCAUGACAGAUAUAAAAGAAACUUUAAAAAAAAAAAAAAAAAAGGCAGUUCACAUUUAUAUUUUUGAUGACUUCAUCCUUUUUUUCCCGCGUGAACGCGACACGGCGCAACGUUUUUAUCGCGUCGCACGCGCAACUUUUUUUUCCUUUUCUACGUGAGGCGCGCUGGCGUAGACGGCUACUUUGUUUGUUUUUUUGUUCCUCCAGUGCUGGCUGGUCGGAGUGAGCGUUUUUUUAUAAUAAAAUGGAGAGAAAAAACUACAAAGAAGAAGAAGAGCGUUUCAGACGGUCGACGACUCCCAAAGACUUUAUGAGGGCGGAGUCACUGAGGAACUUUGACCAUUUUGCUGCUUUUGUGUGGGGGGGGGGAGGAGGAGGUGGGGGGAGGGGCGGUGACCACGCCCCCUCACCCCAAAUUCACCCUCUCCUGUGUGUCUGUUGUUUGCUGCGCUUCACAAACAAACAAACUGUUAACUGAGAAGAGGAAGAGGACUGCACCCCCCUCCUGCAAAAAAAAAAAAAAAAAGGCCGGUUGGAUUUUUUUGAAAAAAAUGCUGAAACUUGAAGAAAAAAGAAAAAAAAGUACGCAGACAGAAAUCCACUUUAUUGAAAAAAAAAUGUGUUUUAAAGAAGAAAGUUUAACGGGAUGACUCCGACGGCCUUUCUCACGAGUGGGAAUGCAUUUCCGGAGAGUUCUGUAAAUAUAUAAAUGUCUUUUCUUUUCUCCUCUCAGAAUGAUGCUUAACAUAAAUGUAAGCCCUGCCUCCUCUGAAACAACAGUCUUUUUCCCUGUAUUUAUAUAUUUUUCUCUCCUCCAGCCUGGCAGAAGGUGCUUUGUAAUUAUCCAAACUCCCCUCGAGUCAUUGAUCGCAAAUUUAAUUGAAAAAAAAAAUUGUAAAUACUUUUUUGCUUUACUUUCUAAAAAAAAAAAAUUUAUUUAAUUAAAAGUACAUUUAAUGCCUCUUUUCACACCCAAAACUGGAAGAGAUAAUAAAGAUCGUUGCCAAUAAAAGAAGGAAGAGAAAAAAAAACACA
Molecule: messenger RNA, 7771 nt
Organism: Pseudoliparis swirei
Lineage: Eukaryota; Metazoa; Chordata; Actinopteri; Perciformes; Liparidae
Product: eukaryotic translation initiation factor 4 gamma 1-like
Exons: 32
Coding region: 276-6326 (2016 amino acids)
Cellular component (GO): eukaryotic translation initiation factor 4F complex
Molecular function (GO): mRNA binding; protein binding; translation initiation factor activity
Source: RefSeq, a predicted model, not a curated record